UGUUCAGUUUCCGUGGAUCAAAUCUUCCCCAUCUCUGCAUCCAAGCUAUUUGGCCGUGAUCAGAUGAUCAUAGCUCAAGGAAGUGAUUGGAGGGCGAGCCGGCUGCAGCUGCCGUGUAGGCUUGUGCUCAGGGACAAGGAGGCACUGUUUUUCAAACAUAGCAUCAACAUAGAAGUUAUUCCGUAGGCUCCAGGAUGCAGCGAUGGGCUGCACUGCCAGCAUUGUUCUGCUUCAAGCUUUUCGCUCUGUGGUCCAGAGGAGCUGUCCACACAUUUGCAGAAGACGCCAAGAGGAACCAUCCCAUGAAAUCGUGCCUCUCGAAAGUGACGAUGAAAUGAGCAGACCCAGAACCCUCAUAAUGCAGGAAAAACCCAGACUGCUGGAGCCUUUGGAUUAUGAAACUGUCAUUGAAGAACUUGAAAAGACCUAUCGGAAUGAUCCUCUUCAAGAUCUCCUGUUCUUCCCCAGUGAUGACUUCUCAACAGCCACGGUUUCUUGGGAUAUCCGAACACUGUAUUCUACGGUACCGGAAGAGGCAGAGAACAAAGCAGAAAGCUUGCUGGUGAAAGAGGCUUGUAAAUUCUACAGUUCCCAGUGGUAUGUGGUAAACUACAAAUACGAACAGUAUUCGGGAGACAUUCGACAGCUACCCCGAGCAGAACACAAGCCAGAGAAACUUCCUUCACAUUCCUUUGAGGUUGAUCAUGAAGACGCUGAUAAAGAUGAAGAUACCACAUCCCACUCAUCUUCCAAGGGCGGUGGGGGAGCCGGAGGCACUGGUGUGUUCAAGUCUGGCUGGCUGUACAAGGGGAAUUUUAACAGCACUGUCAACAACACUGUCACUGUCCGGUCAUUCAAAAAGCGCUACUUCCAGCUGACUCAGCUGCCAGAUAACUCCUACAUUAUGAACUUUUACAAAGAUGAAAAGAUAUCCAAAGAACCCAAAGGAUGCAUCUUUUUGGAUUCCUGCACAGGUGUGGUACAGAAUAACAGGCUGAGGAAAUACGCCUUUGAGUUGAAAAUGAACGACCUGACCUACUUUGUACUGGCAGCUGAAACGGAGUCCGAUAUGGACGAGUGGAUCCACACCCUCAACCGCAUCCUACAGAUCAGUCCAGAGGGACCACUCCAGGGAAGGAAGAGUGCAGAGCUUACCGAGCUGGGGCUGGAUCCUUUGGAUAAUUCUGUGACUUGUGAAUGUACGCUGGAGGAAACAGAUUCUUCAGAGAACAGCCUACAUCCCGACUUUGCAAAAUACCUCACAGAAACUGAAGACACUGUCAAAACAACGCGAAACAUGGACAGGCUCAAUCUGUUCUCCCUGGAUCCAGAUAUAGAUACCCUGAAGCUUCAGAAAAAAGACUUUUUUGAACAAGAGUGUGUGAUCAAACCCUUUGAAGAGAAAGCUGCCAAGAGAAUCAUGAUCAUCUGUAAAGCUCUCAACUUAAAUCUUCAGGGAUGUGUUACAGAAAAUGAAAAUGAUCCCAUAACCAAUAUUGAGCCUUUCUUUGUGAGUGUGGCGCUUUAUGACCUCAGAGAAAGCAGGAAGAUCUCUGCCGAUUUCCACGUAGAUCUGAAUCACCCUGCUGUCCGGCAGAUGCUCUCGGGGGCCCCACCAGCCUUGGAAAAUGGCAACAUUGACACGGGCACGCCAGGACAAUCAGAAGAACCUCACAUAAAGGGCCUUCCGGAGGAAUGGCUAAAAUUCCCAAAGCAGGCUAUAUUCUCUGUGAGUGAUCCACACUCUGAAAUUGUUUUGGUGGCCAAAGUCGAAAAAGUCCUAAUGGGGAAUAUUGGGAGUGGUGCCGAACCUUAUAUUAAGAAUCCAGACUCCAACAAGUUUGCACAAAAAGUACUAAAAUCCAAUAGGCAGUUCUGUAGCAAAUUGGGGAAAUAUCGGAUGCCGUUUGCUUGGGCUGUGAGAUCUGUAUUUAAGGACAACCAGGGAAAUGUGGACAGAGACUCAAGAUUCUCACCAUUGUAUAGACAAGAAAGUAGCAAGAUUUCAGCUGAGGACCUGCUUAAACUGGUAUCAGACUACAGAAGAGCUGACCGGACAAGCAAAAUGCAGACCAUCCCUGGAAGCCUGGAUAUUGUUGUGGACAACAUCCCCUUGGAGCAGCCAAACUGUGUAACAUCGUCCUUUAUCCCUGUCAAGCCUUUCAACGUGAUGUCUCAGUCAGAACCUACAGUGGAGGUGGAAGAAUUUAUUUAUGAUUCAACAAAGUAUUGCCGUCCAUACAGAGUAUACAAAAAUCAAAUUUAUGUCUACCCCAAGCACCUCAAGUAUGAUAGCCAGAAAUGCUUCAACAAGGCACGAAAUAUAACUGUGUGCAUUGAAUUCAAAAACUCUGAUGAAGAUGGUGCCAAGCCCAUGAAGUGUAUUUACGGAAAACCUGGAGGGCCGCUCUUUACUUCAGCUGCCUACACAGCUGUCCUGCACCAUUCUCAAAAUCCAGAUUUCUCUGACGAGGUGAAAAUUGAGCUCCCAACACAGCUCCAUGAAAAGCACCACCUUUUGUUUUCUUUUUAUCACAUCACGUGCGACAUCAAUGCCAAAGCUAAAGCCAAAAAGAAAGAGUCCCUGGAGACUUCAGUGGGAUAUGCAUGGCUUCCUCUGAUGAAACAUGAUCAAAUAGCUUCUCAGGAGUAUAAUAUCCCAAUAACAACCACCCUGCCUCCUAAUUAUUUAAGCAUUCAAGAUUCUGCAAGUGGAAAGCAUGGCGGAAGUAAUGUUAAAUGGGUCGAUGGUGGGAAGCCACUUUUCAAAGUGUCAACAUUUGUUGUAUCAACAGUCAACACUCAGGACCCACAUGUGAAUGCAUUUUUCCAUCAGUGCCAAAAGAGAGAAAAAGACAUGUCUCAGUCACCUACCUCGGGUUUUGUCCUUGCUUGUAAGAACUUAUUAAAUGUGGACAAGAUCCACUCCAUCAUGAGCUUCCUGCCCAUCAUCUUGAAUCAGCUCUUCAAAAUUCUAGUGCAGAACGAGGAAGAUGAAAUCAGUGCAACCGUCACCAGGGUUCUGGCUGACAUUGUGGCCAAGUGUCAUGAGGAGCAGCUAGACCAUUCCGUCCAGUCGUACAUUAAGUUUGUAUUCAAGACCAGAUCCUACAAAGAGAGAACAAUACAUGAGGAACUGGUGAAAAAUUUGAGUGAUCUUUUAAAGUCAAAUGAUUCGACAAUAGUCAAGCAUGUCCUAAAGCAUUCUUGGUUCUUUUUUGCAAUUAUUCUAAAAUCAAUGGCACAGCACUUGACUGAUACAAAUAAAAUUCAGCUUCCCAGAGCUCAAAGAUUCUCAGAGCCUUACCAAAGUGAACUAGACAAUCUGGUGAUGGGCCUGUGUGACCACGUGAUUUGGAAAUACAAGGAAGCCCCAGAGGAAACAAAACGGGCGAACCAUAGCGUCGCCAGAUUCCUUAAGCGCUGCUUUACGUUCAUGGACCGGGGAUUUGUGUUUAAGAUGGUGAACAGUUACAUCAGCAUGUUCUCCUCUGGGGAGUUCAAGACUUUAUGCCAGUAUAAGUUUGAUUUUCUUCAAGAAGUUUGUCAACAUGAGCACUUCAUUCCUCUGUGCCUCCCCAUACGAUCGGCGAACAUUCCAGAUCCUCUGACCCCUACGGAAUCAAUUCAAGAGUUACAUGCCUCAGAUAUGCCUGAAUACUCAGUCACAAAUGAAUUUUGCCGCAAACACUUCUUAAUCGGAAUUCUGCUCCGGGAAGUCGGCUUUGCCCUGCAGGAGGACCAAGAUAUCAGGCACUUAGCUUUAGCUGUCCUAAAAAAUCUAAUGGCUAAGCAUUCUUUCGAUGAUCGAUACAGAGAACCUAGGAAGCAGGCACAGAUAGCGAGUCUCUACAUGCCCCUGUAUGGCAUGCUGCUGGACAAUAUGCCGAGAAUCUACCUGAAGGACCUGUAUCCUUUCACUGUGAAUACAUCCAAUCAGGGGUCUAGAGAUGAUCUAAGCACUAACGGAGGAUUCCAAACCCAGACGUCCAUGAAGCAUGCAACUUCUGUGGAUACAUCGUUCUCCAAAGACGUUUUAAAUUCCAUAGCAGCAUUUUCAUCAAUAGCUAUUUCUACAGUGAACCAUGCAGAUUCCAGAGCAUCCUUAGCGAGUCUCGAAUCCAACCCCAGCACCACAGAGAAGAGCAGCGAGAAGACAGACAAUUGUGAAAAGAUCCCAAGACCCUUAUCUUUGAUUGGGUCAACUCUUCGAUUUGACAAAUUAGAUCAAGCAGAAACCAGGAGUCUUCUUAUGUGUUUCCUGCAUAUUAUGAAGACAAUUUCAGUUGAGACUCUGAUUGCCUACUGGCAGAGAGCUCCCAGUCCAGAGGUGUCAGACUUCUUCAGCAUCUUGGAUGUUUGUCUUCAAAAUUUUAGAUACCUGGGAAAACGCAAUAUAAUAAGAAAGAUCGCUGCGGCGUUUAAGUUUGUGCAGUCUGCCCAGAACAAUGGAACUCUGAAAGGGUCCAACCCUUCCUGCCAGAACUCGGGUCUCUUGUCACAAUGGAUGCAUACCACUUCUGGUCACGAAGGACAUAAACAGCACAGAUCUCAAACAUUACCUAUAAUUCGAGGCAAAAAUGCACUUUCCAACCCCAAACUUUUACAGAUGUUGGACAACACCAUGAACAGCAACUCCAAUGAAAUAGACAUUGUCCACCAUGUAGACACCGAGGCCAAUAUAGCCACAGAAGUUUGCCUGACUAUCCUGGACCUGCUGUCUCUCUUCACUCAAGUCCACCAGAGACAGCUCCAACAAUCUGACUGUCAAAACUCACUCAUGAAAAGGGUCUUUGAUACUUACAUGCUGUUAUUUCAAGUCAACCAGUCAGCAACAGCCCUGAAACACGUGUUUGCUUCUUUGAGACUGUUUGUGUGUAAGUUUCCUUCAGCAUUUUUUCAAGGGCCCGCUGACCUCUGUGGAUCUUUCUGCUACGAAGUCCUGAAAUGCUGUAACCACAGGUCGCGCUCCACGCAGAUGGAGGCCUCAGCACUUCUGUACUUUUUCAUGAGGAAGAACUUUGAAUUCAACAAGCAGAAGUCGAUUGUCCGCUCUCACUUACAACUCAUCAAAGCAGUGAGCCAGCUAAUAGCCGAUUCGGGGAUUGGAGGAUCUCGGUUCCAACACUCCCUUGCGAUCACCAAUAACUUUGCCAAUGGAGAUAAACAGAUGAAAAACAGCAAUUUCCCAGCAGAGGUGAAAGAUCUGACCAAACGUAUAAGGACCGUGCUGAUGGCCACAGCCCAGAUGAAAGAGCAUGAGAAGGACCCCGAGAUGCUGGUGGACCUCCAGUACAGCCUAGCAAACUCCUAUGCUAGUACCCCUGAGCUACGGAGGACCUGGCUAGAAAGCAUGGCCAAGAUUCAUGCAAGAAAUGGAGACCUGUCUGAGGCUGCUAUGUGUUACAUCCAUAUAGCUGCACUCAUCGCAGAGUACCUCAAACGCAAGGGUUACUGGAAAAUGGAAAAGAUUUGCACACCACCCCUGCUUCCAGAAGACACCCAUCCCUGUGAUAGCAUCCCAUUACUAACAACUCCAGGUGGAGGAAGCAUGUUCUCUAUGGGAUGGCCAGCUUUCCUGAGCAUCACCCCAAACAUUAAAGAAGAAGGAGCAAUGAAAGAGGAUUCUGGAAUGCAAGAUACACCAUACAAUGAGAAUAUCCUGGUGGAACAGCUCUACAUGUGUGUGGAGUUUCUCUGGAAGUCUGAACGCUAUGAGCUCAUCGCUGAUGUCAACAAGCCCAUCAUAGCUGUCUUUGAAAAGCAACGAGACUUCAAAAAAUUAUCAGAUCUCUAUUAUGACAUUCACCGGUCAUAUCUGAAAGUGGCAGAGGUGGUGAAUUCCGAGAAGCGCCUGUUUGGUCGCUACUACAGAGUGGCAUUCUAUGGGCAGGGAUUCUUCGAGGAGGAAGAGGGCAAAGAGUACAUCUACAAAGAGCCUAAGUUGACAGGUCUCUCGGAGAUUUCCCAAAGACUCCUCAAGCUCUAUGCAGACAAAUUCGGAGCAGACAAUGUGAAGAUAAUCCAGGACUCCAAUAAGGUAAACCCCAAGGACCUGGACCCCAAGUAUGCCUAUAUUCAGGUGACCUAUGUGACGCCAUUCUUUGAAGAAAAGGAAAUAGACGACCGGAAGACAGAUUUCGAAAUGCAUCACAACAUCAACCGCUUUGUAUUCGAGACACCCUUCACUCUGUCAGGAAAGAAGCAUGGUGGAGUGGCGGAGCAGUGCAAACGGAGGACGGUCUUGACCACCAGCCACUUGUUUCCCUACGUGAAGAAGCGGAUCCAGGUCAUCAGCCAGUCGAGUACAGAACUGAAUCCCAUUGAAGUCGCGAUUGAUGAGAUGUCCAAAAAGGUCUCUGAGCUUAAUCAGCUGUGCACUACAGAUGAGGUGGACAUGAUCAGGCUACAGCUCAAACUGCAAGGCAGUGUCAGCGUGAAGGUCAAUGCUGGGCCAAUGGCUUAUGCCCGAGCUUUUCUUGAAGAGACAAAUGCUAAGAAAUACCCUGACAACCAAGUAAAGCUAUUGAAGGAAAUAUUCAGGCAAUUCGCAGAUGCGUGUGGGCAGGCUCUGGAUGUGAAUGAGCGUCUCAUCAAGGAGGACCAGCUGGAGUACCAGGAAGAACUGAGGUCCCAUUAUAAGGACAUGCUCAGUGAACUGUCGGCCAUCAUGAAUGAGCAGCUCUGUCGAGGUCCGUGUCUCUACAGCUUCUGCUCCUCUGUGUCUAGCAUUUCUCUCAGUACUGUGAGCAAAAGUGGUAUGUUCUUCUUGCCGUACAUCUCUCCUGUCCUGCAGCCUUAUGUCCACCCACCUCCUCCUCACCAGUCCUUCGCCCCAUCAGCUUUUGUGGCUCAGCUUCUCUAAGUCCUCAUUGCCGCUCUAAGACAUAUCAUAUUAACAGCUUGGCUUUGAAAGAAAAAAGCCCAUGCUCCUUUACCUUCUAAAACUGAAGGGUUCUCAUGAUACUUGAAAAUAUGAAAAAAAAAAUUACAAAGACCAGUUAGUGAAGAGGAGAGAAUUUUUUUUUUUUUUUUGUAAAAGAAACCUGUAACAAAAGAAGUAAACAUUGGCUCUCUGCUUCCUGGAAAUGAUCAAAGAGUAAAACCUGUGGGUCUCACCGCUCAUAGUCAGUAAAAGAAAUAGGUCUGUUGGAAGGAAAGGUGGCCUUUCUGCUGGUCCUGAGCUUAUAACAGGGCCUGGUCACACAGGUGACUAGAUGCGGGACUGUCUCCCUUUGUCUGAGUGUGAACGUGUAUCCUCCAGAAGAAGGUCCACGGAUAUUAAGUGGUGAGAGAACUUACCAGCUGAGCUUUGAAAAUCAGAAGCAAUUAGAAUCAACUGACUUAGAAAUAGAAACACAAAAUUAAUUACGCCAUAUGCACCCACAUGGGGCCAAGAAAAGUCUUAGCUUAAAAAAAAUUCAUUAAGGGAAAACCCUCAACAUAAGGGAAAAUUGGACCAUGAACAUAACACACACCCGUAAUCUCAACUGCGAGGACCAGAGUAGUUCAGUAUUAUCAUCAGCUACGCGGUGAGCUUCAGACCAGUGUAAGAUAAGUGAGGUUUCCCUUAAGAAGAAAAUAAGUGGAAGCCAGUGGGAUGGCUCACUGGGUGAGGAGGUGUCUUGCCCCCAAGUCUGCCUCUGGGGCCAAAAUGGUAGAACCUGACUUCCACGGCUGCCUUCUGGCUUUCACACACGCACUGUGUCAUGUGUGCACCCGUGCACAUACGUGCACCCACACAUUUUUUAAAAAGAAAGAGAGGAAACAGAACCCCAGAUUGAGUGAAGCUGGUGUGUAAAAUGGAGACGUGGGAAACAAGUAAUUUGAACUGGUAGUGGCAGGCAACCAUUUCUUUAAUCAGCAGCCAGAAUUUCACACUGUUUCAUAAACAGCCAAAAAACCAAAACCAUAAAGAACUUUCUUUGGCUGGGGCCAAUAGAAUUCACACAGCAUGCAAAUGAAGAAUAAAUAUAAGAUGCUCUUUUGGAGUGGGUUUUCACUGAGCAAGAAUGGAGGCAGAAUGAAGUCAGCUGUGGUCAUGAGUAUCCAACUUAAAACACAGCCCUGGGACCAGAGCCAUUCUGCUCUGAUGCCAAGAAAGCGAGCUGUGAACACAAUCUUGCUGUUAGAGACUCAGACACAUGCUAAACGCAUAAAGAACCAAAUUAUGUGCGCAGGGUCUCAUAAUGCUGGCCCUCAGGAGGGUGUGCUGCAAGCCCGUGACCCUCCCAUGCUGAGUGCAACAAGCUCCUGGAGGAGAGGAGAAGCUAAUAUCACACACAUAUAAAUCAGCACAGCGUGACAGUGUGUGAGGUAAGUGAAGAAAUCACAACUAGAAAUUCAAAAUACUCAUCAAAUCUCUUUGUACAAAGAUGAACUUCAAAGGUGACAUCUGCAGUUUCUGUGGGGCUGUGGGUUACUGAUUGCAUAUGAUCAUUUUGAUAGAGUUGAACACCAUAUCAUUUAGAUAUAUUGAUAUCAUUUUCAGAUUAGUCAUAUUGAUUUUAUUAUACUCCCAUUAAUGCAAACGUUUGAGUUCAUCCCCUUUAGGGUAAAUGUCAGCAAUGUAAAUUACAAAUUUUUAAGCUAGAAUGAGACACUGGGAUUUCUCAAAUACAUUUGUAGCCACUUAAACAUUUAUAAAUUCAUAUCUGACAGUCAAGGAAUAUAGUGAAGCUGCUUUCAGCAUCCCCAUUGGCAACCGGCAUAUGGGCUUCCAAGAAAAUAUCCCUCAGAACUACUUUGACUAGGAUAUUUUCCAAACUUACUAACACCCCAUUGGGAAUGAGUCACUGUUCAGGGUUUUAACUCUGUGUUUGAGGAUAUGAAAAUUGAUCUCUUUUAUUUUAUAUGCAUAUGUUGUAUCUGUCUUGCUUGAAGAUUACGGGCAGGGACGACCCAGCAAAGCGCGGACUGGAGCGCCCCUACAUGCGUGCAACUAGCAAGGUGACCCCGGCUGUGCCUCUGGUGUCCAUCUCACCCAGUGCUGAAGUCUGAGAGGAGCCCUAGGGGAUCCGACGCACCUCUCAGAGAACUCUCUGAACUUUUGCAGCUAAUCUCGGGGAAGAAAAAAAGAUAGAUUUAAUUUAUUUGAUGUUUUUACAGUGUUAAUAUUUUUGUUUGCCUCGCUAGCUUGAGAAUUUUGCCAGCCUCUGAAUUUGCACAUUUCCUAGGAUUCCUUUGUUUCCUCUGAGUGGUAUUGAUCAAACACACAAAACACACUGAACACGUUCCAACGAACGUGCAGCUUAAAAGCAAAUUGAGUUUGCUCUUGGGUAUAAUUUGUUCAAUCCCAGGUCCUAGCACACAUAUUUUCAAGGUCAAAAUGAAUGUUUUGUAACAUUUAAGCAUAUUUCACAUGUAAAUAGAAAAUUGUAAAAUAUAUGGUUUUUAUCAAAUUUCAGAAGAAUGUUUUUAGUUGAUACUUAUGAAAGUACUAAAAUUAUAUGAGUAACGUUUCAGAUAAUGUUAUAUUAAAAUAUUUGUGUAUGUGUAAAAAAGUGUUGAUAAAUACUAAUCUUUAAAGUUUGUGAAGUUCCUUUAUUUGUAAUAUAUGUGCUUUUAAAAGCAAUGGUAUGUGAAAUUAUAAAAGUAUUUUGCUGUUGUUAAUAUAAAUAAAAUUACAGUUACUUUG
This is a messenger RNA of Alexandromys fortis (reed vole), 9637 nucleotides long. It is a transcript of the gene Dock10, whose product is annotated as dedicator of cytokinesis 10. Gene Ontology annotation, molecular function: guanyl-nucleotide exchange factor activity. The transcript is spliced from 56 exons. The coding region runs from base 203 to 6865 and encodes 2220 amino acids. NCBI's taxonomy places the organism in Eukaryota, Metazoa, Chordata, Mammalia, Rodentia, Cricetidae. The record is from RefSeq and is a predicted model, not a curated record. Gene Ontology annotation, biological process: regulation of cell migration; dendritic spine morphogenesis; small GTPase-mediated signal transduction.